AUGGGGAGAAAAAGGCGAAUUGUGAAUGAAAUUCCUAGUGAUUCAGAGUCUGUUGAUGGGUUGUGCGAUUCUAAUGAUGAAGAUGAGGUAUUGGAUCGCAGAGUAGAUCAUGUUGCCCCUUCAAUCAACAAUCUUCUCGAAGAUGAGGCACACGAAGAAGAAAUUGACGACGAAACAACCACUACAGAUUCAAAUAAAAGUGAAAUUUGGAGAUCGACGAGUAUUCCAAAGACUGAUUUACCUUUCAGUAGGAGUCACGGACCCAUCAUCCCUGACUCCGCGUCUUCUCCAAAGGAUAUAUUUCUUUGUUUGUUCCCUGAGUCUCUAUUAGAUGUUAUUAUAGAGCAAACAAAUUUGUUUAUUUCUCAAAAGAAGUCAAAAGGAGAUCUUAUCACCAAAGAUGAGUUGAAAAUUUUCAUAGCGAUCAAUAUCCAUAUGGAACCAGCAAAAGGAGAUCCAGAAUACGAUAAAUUGUAUAAACUAAGACCUCUUCUCGACACUCUUUCUGAAACAUUCAGAGAAUGCUGGAAACCAAGCCAUCACCAAGCUAUUGAUGAAUCAAUGAUCAAGUUCAAGGGGAGGAGUAGCAUGAAACAAUAUAUGCCAGCCAAGCCAACUAAACGUGGUUACAAAGAUUGGACCCGAGCAGAUGAAUCGGGAUUUGUUUGUCAAUUUCAGAUCUACACAGGCAAAACAGAUAGUCCUGAAAAACAAUUAGGAGCACGUGUGGUUCGUGAUCUUACACGUGACUUUGUUGGUCAUAAUCACCAGGUGUAUUUUGAUAAUUUUUUCACAGGAGUAGAGCUUCUAAUAUCUCUAAAACAGGAUAACAUCCUUGCAUGUGGCACAGUACGAUCUAAUCGCGCGAAUCUCCCCAAAAGUGAUAAGUCUGAUAAAAAAAUGGUUAUUGGAGAGUACGAAUACAAGACCUCGACAUCAGGACUCACAUGGAUAAAGUGGAUGGAUAAGAAACCAGUAUACUUUUUAUCCAAUUUUCACGACCCUACCGAAGUAACUGUUGAGAAUCGGAGGCAAAAAGAUGGUACUCUAACUCCUGUCAACAGUCCUGUCUUGUGUUCAGACUAUAACACACACAUGGGAUAUGUAUACAAUGCGGAUCGUGCAAUAUCUACUUACCAGAUUGAUCGUAAGUCCAAAAAAUGGUGGUUUAGAAUUUUUUGGCACUUCAUCGAUCUCUGCAUAUAUAACGGAUUCAUUUUGUACAAGGAAAAACAAAUCAAACCACUUUUGUCAUUGAAAAAAUUCCGAAUGAGAUUGGUAGAACAAUUGGUGGUACAUAAGAUCCCAACUCCAAAAGGUAGGAAAAGAACGGCACCAAAUACUCCAAGCCAUGCAAAAAUCAAAGUACCUGAUGAAAAGAGACUUUCUAAUGCUGCUCACAUGCCACAAGUCUCAGAUACAUAUAAAAGAUGUAACCACUGUUCUACAAGAGAUAAGCCACAGAAGACGAGAUGGAUUUGUAGUACUUGUAAUGUUCCUCUGUGUCUUUUACCGGAAAGAAAUUGUUUUCAAAAACAUCACAUAUAG
This is a messenger RNA of Phymastichus coffea, 1548 nucleotides long. Its product is annotated as piggyBac transposable element-derived protein 4-like. The record is from RefSeq and is a predicted model, not a curated record. NCBI's taxonomy places the organism in Eukaryota, Metazoa, Arthropoda, Insecta, Hymenoptera, Eulophidae. The coding region runs from base 1 to 1548 and encodes 515 amino acids. The transcript has 2 exons.